AUGGCUUACAUGAACGAUGUAGUGGUAUUUUCUAGGUCGUUCAGGGAGCACCUCAUUCACUUGCGUGCUGUUCUGAGUAGAAUGAGAGACGCUGGGUUGACAAUUAAUCCGGGGAAGGUUCAGAUUGCAUCCCCUAAGGUGGAUCUCCUAGGGUUUGUAGUGGAUCGUAACACACUGAGUCCGAACGAGGAAAAGUUGAGAGCUAUAAUCGAUUAUCCUCGUCCGCAUGACAUCAAGAGCUUGCAGAGGUUCUUAGGAAUGGUUGGCUUUUAUCGCCAGUUCAUUCCGCGAUGUGCGACUCUGGCUAAGCCACUUUACGAGCUGCUGCGGAAGAAUAUGCAGUGGUCUUGGGGUCCUAGACAGGAGGAGGCAUUUUCCUCUUUAACACAAGCAAUAGCGGAUACAGCUAGAUUUUGGUUGCCGGACUUGAAAAAGCCGUUCGUGAUGCAGACGGACGCGAGUGAUUACGGGGUUGGAGCAGUGUUACUGCAAGAGCAUGAGGGAGACUUAUGCCCUGUCGCUUUUGCAAGUCGUACACUCGCCCCGGCGGAAGGGAAUUAUUCCGUUACGGAGAAGGAGCGCUUGGCGGUGAUGUUCGGAUUGGAAAAGUUUGACAUGUAUCUGGAUGAGACGACUUUCACCAUUCAGACGGACCACCAGGCACUCGCAUGGCUGCAGCGGUUGAAGAAACCGACUGGCAGGUUAGCACGCUGGGCGUUAGCGCUCCAGGGUUAUUCGUAUCAGGUACAGUACCUGAAGGGUAGCACGAAUAAGGUGGCUGAUGCAUUGUCUCGUGCGCCACUGGGUUCCCGCUGUUCUGAUGCACAGAAGGAAUCCGAGUGGGAGGGCAGAGCUAUGCCCGGGGAUGAGUAUGAUGCUGGCCCGGUCGUACAGUCCGUACACGGGGGCCGAGCAGACUCUCUUGCGGUAAGCGAGGAGGGUGAAAGAGAGGCUGGUAGCACAGGUAAGUGUGUAAGUCUCCGGAAUGGUUGUAGAAGCCAGACCGAGAGGGGACAUCUCGUGGCGGCGAUUGGUUCGAAUCCCACGGGUAACUCCUCGGCUUGGGGAAGGGUCCUAAGCAAAGAAGAGCUCUUAGAGGCACAGAGAUCAGACGGGUUAUGUCAACGGGUGUCUGGAAAGCUGGCGGACAAUAGUGCAUCUGACACCGGGAACGUUGACAGGGAUUUUGAUGGCUGCCUGGACUCAUACUUGUUGAGUGAUGACGGGCUCUUGCUGCGAUACGUACCCGGCUUAGACGAGGAGGACGAGAGUGUUUCCCCUUUCAAGGUGGUGGUUCCAAGGAGACUGCGAAAGGUAUUUAUGCGGUACUUCCAUGACUCAGCUCUGGCGGGUCACGGAAGCGGCAGCAAAACUUAUCAUAAGUUAUGUCGUCUUGUGACUUGGCCGGGUAUGAGGCAGGAUGUUCUGCGCUUUACGCGUAGCUGCCUGUUAUGUCAGAAGGGAAAGCCUCGAGGUGGUAAGCCUCCUGGCAUGUUGCAACCGGUAGUUAGUAGCUACCCUUGGCAUAUCGUAGCGUGUGACGUGAUGGGACCAUUUCCGAGAAGUCCACGCGGGAACCAGUACCUGUUGGUGGUCACUGGUCGUUUCUCUAAGUGGGUGGAGCUAUUCCCGCUUAGGAAGCUGGUGUCGGAACGGAUAUGGGACCGGCUGCUUGAGACAUUCUUACGGUUCGGGUUUCCGUCCCAGCUGAUUACGGAUAAUGCUUCCUACUUCACAGGAAGGGUGUUCGUCGACUCCUGUGCGGCCCUAGGGAUCCGGCACAAGAGAACGACUCCAUAUCAUCCCAGGGCGAAUAUCACGGAAAGGGUGAACCGCAACCUUAAGAGCAUGUUGGUGGUGUUAACCGACAAGCAUAAGGAUUGGGAUGAGCGUCUACCUGAGUUGGGCUUUGCAACCAGGACGACGGUGAAUAGGUCGACAGGGUUUUCUCCUGCGUACCUGAACUUCGGGAAAGAGAUUAGUUUUCCGAUGGAGAACUUGCUGAGACAGACCACGCUGAUUGCUGGUAGCCUGUCGAAGUACGCGAACGAGUUGCGUAGCCGGCUCUCGGAUGCGGUGACUUGCGCAAGAGAGAGCCUAGACACCGCUCGCACUGAUCAGGCGCUUCAGUACGACAAGGGGCGUCGUGCCCUGUCGUACGAAGUCGGGGAUUUGGUCCUAAGGCGAACGCAUCCACUGAGCAAUGCUGCGAUGGGUUUUGCAGCAUCGUUGGCUCAGCGUUGGGAGGGGCCAUUUCGGGUAGUAUCCCGGGUAUCCCGCCUGACAUAUCGAAUCCGCCGUGUGGAAACGGGGGAGGAGGCUGGUCCCGUUCAUGUUGGUGAUUUAAAGCGCUACCAUGAACGCGAUCAGGGGGCUGACUGUGAGGGUGACGAUGUGCCCAGAGAGCCGAAACAGAACUCGGGGGGUUUACACCCGAGGCGGCGUGCUAGGACGGUUUGUUCCACCCGCGGCGGAGCACGGGAAGCGGGACAGCGGUCGCAUGCAUACAAUUUGCGCGUUCGUUGA
Molecule: messenger RNA, 2526 nt
Organism: Ornithodoros turicata
Lineage: Eukaryota; Metazoa; Arthropoda; Arachnida; Ixodida; Argasidae
Exons: 1
Coding region: 1-2526 (841 amino acids)
Biological process (GO): DNA integration
Molecular function (GO): nucleic acid binding
Source: RefSeq, a predicted model, not a curated record